Messenger RNA from Telopea speciosissima, 954 nucleotides. Its product is annotated as protein spotted leaf 11-like. Gene Ontology annotation, biological process: protein ubiquitination. Gene Ontology annotation, cellular component: nucleus; cytoplasm. NCBI's taxonomy places the organism in Eukaryota, Viridiplantae, Streptophyta, Magnoliopsida, Proteales, Proteaceae. The transcript is spliced from 2 exons. Gene Ontology annotation, molecular function: protein binding; ubiquitin-protein transferase activity. The record is from RefSeq and is a predicted model, not a curated record. Bases 1 to 954 code for a protein of 317 amino acids.
AUGUCUCCUGAUAGGAUUGUUAUUUCCUCUAAUGAAAUGGAAUUUCUAACCUUAAGGAUGUUAUUUCUUUUGGUGGAACUAUUGAAUACCUAUGAGCGAACAUGCAUUGAGAAAUGGUUUGCUGCGGGGCAUCUAACGUGUCCAAAGACAAAACAGAAACUUUCCAGUGCUGCCUUGACACCCAACUUUGUCUUGAGUAACCUCAUAGAUCGAUGGUGCGAGGCCAAUGGGAAAGAACCACGUGCCAGGAUUGAUAUUCUUGUUAACAAACUGAAUUUUGGCAACCAUGAGGAUGUGCAAUCAGCUGCAGGUGUGCUGCGCCUUAUUGCCAAGCACAAUACUGAGAACUGUGUGCGCAUUGCUGAGGCUGGUGGCAUUCCCUAUCUUGCUAGCAGCCUCUACAAUUCUAACCUACUCACUCAGAAGGAUGCCGUUGCUGCUCUUCUCAGCCUUUCCAUUUCUGAGGAUAGCAGAGGGAGCAUCGUAACUUCUAUGGUUGAUUCUAUUGUACAUGUGCUCGGGCAAGGGAGCAUGGAGGCACGUGAAGAUGCAGCAGCCAUACUAUUCAGACUUUCUGAUGAGAAUGAUGAAAACAAGGUGACAAUUGGUAAAACAGGGGCAAUAGAAGAACUUGUGACACUGCUUAGUGAAGGCAGCCAAAGGGGAAAAAAGGAAGGAGCAAUAGCCCUCCUCAACCUGUUCAAACUCCAAGAGAACCAGGCAUGGGCAGUGCUGGCUGGAGUAGUGCCCACACUAAAGAGACUGCUGACCGAACUUGAACGUGGAAUUGUAGAUUUUGCACUGUGCAUCGUAGUUACACUGGCAAGCCACUCUGAGUGGAAGGAAGCAAUAGAAGCCGCAGAUGCAUUACCUGUCAUGGUUGAGGUGAUAGAGAGGGGUCAAAUUGUAGUUAAAAUGGUAAAAAGACAAAAAGAUAUAAUCACAAUAGGUUGA